Talaromyces proteolyticus is the source of this 1523-nucleotide messenger RNA. Its product is annotated as amino acid transporter. The record is from RefSeq and is a predicted model, not a curated record. The transcript has 10 exons. Gene Ontology annotation, biological process: amino acid transmembrane transport. Gene Ontology annotation, molecular function: amino acid transmembrane transporter activity. Lineage: Eukaryota; Fungi; Ascomycota; Eurotiomycetes; Eurotiales; Trichocomaceae. Gene Ontology annotation, cellular component: vacuolar membrane. Bases 1 to 1380 code for a protein of 459 amino acids.
AUGGCUACCACAUAUUAUGACACGCCUGCAGAUCUCGAACAUGGAGAAACCGAUCAGAGGCUAAAUCAUGAUAAGAAAGAGGACGUCCGCGAUCGGUCGCCUGAAGGCCGCGCAGAAGAACCGUUUGGCGACGAGGUAAAUGCGGAGGUGAGAUAUCGCACGAUGGCUUGGUGGCAGUGUGGAAUGAUCAUGGUCGCAGAAACAAUAUCGCUCGGAAUCUUGUCGCUACCAUCAGCAGUUGCAAGCCUCGGCCUAGUACCGGCGAUUAUUCUGAUCCUGGGACUAUCCGCCAUCGCAACAUACACGGGCUACGUCAUCGGCCAGUUUAAGCUACGAUAUCCCCACGUUCACAGCAUGGGAGACGCAGGAGAAAUACUGCUGGGCAAAUUCGGGCGUGAGCUCCUCGGCUCUGCCCAGCUUUUAUUCUUGGUCUUUAUUAUGGGAAGUCACAUACUGACAUUCACUGUCAUGAUGAAUACUCUUACCGACCAUGGGACCUGUUCGAUUGUUUUUGGGGUUGUCGGGCUGGUGGUUUCGUUCAUUGGAGCUGUGCCUCGGACCUUGCAGAAAGUGUCGUGGUUUUCAGUAGUUUCCUUCAUUAGCAUAUUUGCAGCUGUCCUCAUUACAAUGAUCGCCAUUGGCGUUGAGAAGCCGGGAACCGGACAUGUCGACGCCACGGUAAAGACCAACGUGUACCACGGGUUCCUUGCUGUAACCAAUAUAGUCUUUGCAUACGCCGGUCAUGUCGCAUUCUUUGGGUUCAUUUCCGAGAUGAAGAAGCCAACUGACUAUCCCAAAACUCUCUAUAUGCUUCAAUUUACGGACACUGUCAUGUAUCUCGUUGCUGCCGUGGUCAUUUACCGUUAUGCUGGUAAGGAUGUCGCAUCGCCGGCUCUGGGGUCUACAGGACACAUUAUGAGCAAGGUCGCAUACGGCAUUGCUAUUCCAACGAUCGUUAUAGCCGGUGUAAUCAAUGGCCAUGUUGCCUGCAAGUACAUCUAUGUACGCAUCCUUCGUGGCACCGACCAUAUGCACAAGCGCAGCUUCCUGGCCGUCGGCAGCUGGAUCGCAAUCGCCCUUGUUCUGUGGAUUGUUGCAUGGAUUAUUGCCGAAGCUAUCCCAGUCUUCAAUACACUUUUGAGUUUGAUCACUGCGUUAUUCGCUAGUUGGUUUACAUAUGGAUUAAGUGGGAUUUUCUGGCUACAUCUUAACAAAGGUAGAUAUUUCUCAUCGCCCAUGAAGAUCUUCCUUACUAUUCUCAACUUGAUUAUCGUCGGCAUUGGUGGCUGUCUAUGUGGUCUUGGACUGUAUGUUUCUGGGAAAGCUAUUCACGAUAACCCCAGCAAUGCCAGUUUCUCCUGCGCAAAUAAUGCGUCAUAAAUAAGAGGCAUGGUAGUUGCGUGGCCAGCUUCUCGCUUUAAGAAUCUUGAAUGAUUGCGAAUCUGGAAAUGGGAAAUUGAGUUAUAAAUUGGGCUUUAUUCUGAAUGGUUGUUCGUCACUUUCACUGACGUACAAUUGGAUAC